Acanthoscelides obtectus is the source of this 4027-nucleotide messenger RNA. The record is from the annotation of a GenBank genome assembly. Lineage: Eukaryota; Metazoa; Arthropoda; Insecta; Coleoptera; Chrysomelidae.
UAAUGAUUUCCACGGCUAUUUUUCAGAUCAAACUCGUUGCAUUAGAUGAAUCAAUAGCAUCCCAAUUCUAACUGAACUCGAACUCCCGAAAACACUGUGUGACGCUGGCGUCACGAGACACCAAAAUAAAUAUAGAGCAACGGAAAGUUCGUCGCUCUGACGCGCCACGUAAAGGUCGUUUCAGUGACAAAUUUUUUUAUUUCUGACAACUUGAGAUUUUUCCCGCGACGGCGGAUUGCAAUAAAUCGUUUACCGUACGAAUUCCUGUGGAGGAAAUUUCGCAAAAAAAUCGAAAUUCUUAUUUUCGCGUCGGGAGUUGCGUAACGUUCAACAAGUGGGGCUUCUGUCGUUUAGCUCGCUAGAUAAGUGUUGACGUUAAGGCAACCAGAAUUACGCGACUACGAACAUUCGAUGCUUCCGGAGAUAAAUCUACUGCCAUCUAGACAGAUUCCACGACGAUCGAUUUCGCUGGGAAAGGCGCGGAGCGUGCAUUUGGAAAUCAUCGAUUGAAGAUAAAUAUCGAACAGAUGGCAGAGGCAGUUAGUCGACAUUUGACAGAGGCCGAUUUUUACCACCUUCCGAUCUUCGGUCACCUCCAUCAGUUGGUGUCCUCGUUCACCAUAACGCAGCAACCCUUUGAAGAAGACGGCGCCGGUAGCAGAAGCGGUAGCAGCAAGAGGGUGCGUUUCAGCAACGCGGGGAUGGAAGACAAUGACCGAGGUAUCGGAUUCAUCAGGGCCAGUCACUACUUGAGAGAUGACAGCCCAGACGAGGAUUCCGACAGACAGCAAGCCAUGAGGUUGUUGCAGGUGCCAUCAGCACCAAGACAUGGCAUUCUGCGAUCCUCAAGUUUUUCUUCAAACAACUCCAGCGACUUAGAUAUUCCGAUAUAUUCAUCUGAAACUCUUAGUAAGACGCCAAGAAAAGAAGUACCAGGGGGAUUCAAUGGAAAAUUAGCCUUUGCUAUUGCUGCUUCUGCAUUAGGAUCAUCCUUCCAACAUGGUUACAAUACGGGUGUGCUCAACAAUCCGCAAAAGAUCAUCGAGACAUGGAUCUCACACACGAUGGCGAACAGGACAAGGGAGUAUCCAGACCAGCAAACUGUUACGUUUGUAUUUUCUGUGAUGACGUCGAUAUUUUGUAUCGGUGGUAUGAUCGGUGGAGCCAUAACCGGUGUCGUCGCAGACCGUUUUGGACGUAAAGGCGGCCUCCUGCUGAAUAACAUCUUCGUCAUCUUGGCCGUCAUAUGCGAAGCAGUCUCCAAAACUGUUGGAUCUUACGAACUCAUCAUCCUUGGCCGUUUCCUUAUUGGUGUGAACUCAGGCAUGAAUGCAGGCUUAGCGCCCAUGUACUUAGCUGAGAUAUCGCCGAUCAAUCUGAGAGGAGCCGUCGGUACUGUAUACCAACUGGUGAUUACCGUUUCAAUCCUGGUUGCUCAGAUCCUGGGGUUGGGGUCUAUACUGGGUACUGCGGAAUUGUGGCCUACUUUGCUGGCUAUCACCAUUGUUCCAUCCAUAUUCCAGCUGGUGACCCUUCCAUUCUGCCCCGAGUCUCCAAAGUACCUGUUGUCAAAGAACAAUGAGAAUGAGGCUCAGAAUGCAUUAUCCUGGCUGCGAGGUACCAACAUCGUCCACGAAGAGAUGGACCUGAUGAAGGCAGAGUAUGACGCUGUCAAGAUGCUUCCUAAAGUCACCAUGAGGGAGAUUAUCACCAACAGCAUGCUUAGGAUUCCACUCAUUAUUUCACUGAUGGUGAUGUGUGCACAACAAUUGUCUGGUAUUAAUGCUGUAAUGUUCUUCUCAAGUCAAAUCUUCAUGAUGGCAGGUUUAGACAACGCAGGAUCAACUUACGCCACACUGGCUAUGGGCACCAUCAAUGUCAUCAUGACUGUCGUUUCACUCUUCUUAGUGGAGAAAGCGGGCAGAAAGACACUUCUUUUGGUUGGAUUUGGUGGCAUGGUUGUUGACACUGCUUUGUUAACCAUUGGAAUGAUGUUUGCGGCACAAAGCAAAGUGGCCAGUAUAUUGUGCAUUAUUUUCGUUUUGGUCUAUGUGAUCAUGUUUGCCACCGGCCCAGGAUCAAUUCCAUGGUUCUUGGUAUCAGAGCUAUUCAACCAGUCAGCAAGACCUAUAGCAACAUCUUUAGCUGUCUCCAUCAACUGGACAGCUAACUUCUUGGUCGGAUUGGCAUUUUUACCUCUAGCUGAACUUAUGGGACCCUGGGUAUUCAUCAUCUUCGUCAUCCUUCAAGCUCUCUUCUUAUUGUUCAUCUACAAGAAAGUACCUGAGACAAAGAACAAAACUCUGGAGGAGAUUUCAGCUAUGUUUAGACAACAAUCUUAUCAGUAAACUGUAAAUGGGUCAGAAGAUUUAAAAUCUCUCUUGAUAUAUAUCUAAAUGUGACUGUUCCAGGAGGCUUUGGAUCUCGACGAAACCAUUUAAAAAAAUACUUGUGACUAAAUUUCUUUUUACUACUAGUGUUGAUUGUAUUGUAAUAUCUAAACGCUGCGACUGAUUUAGGAAAAUAGAAAAAUUGGAGUGGGAUUCAUUAAAAAGUACGAACAUUGCUAUGUUUGAUUUUGUGGUUUUCAAAAAUUUUGGGUGAUAUUUCGAGGAGAUGAGUGAGAGUCAUGUGUCGGGUACAUCCAAAACAACGGAUAUCCUGAUGCUCGCUUGUCGCUUAUGUACAGUAGCGGAAAAAACUAGUGGUGUCCCACCUGGACGCCAAAUAAAAUAUAGAGUAUAUUAUGAUUGUCAUUUUGAUCUGUACUUCUGAGAUCAUUUUUUGACAAUCGCUUUCAAAUAUUUUUCCGAAUGCGAUCUUGGAUUCCGUAUUUAUUUGUAUUGUGAAACGUAAAUAUGUGUCCCGUUUUAUCGAAUACUUAAACAAUCAUAACCACUGUGCAAUUUUUUAUAGAAUCCCACAUGUUAGUUGUAGCACAGUUUGUACUAAGACUGUUAAUGAUACAUCACUAUUACCAAACAAGCGGUUGGCACGAGCUGCUAUACUAGCUAGAUAUAUUGUCGGCUGCAUAUCUUUAUCUUAUAUUAAGAAUUUUUUAUAACCAAACCGUACACUAUUUUUGGAGAUAUUUUCUUCAUAAACAUGAUUGAUUUCGCACCAUGAAACUUAGAAGUGAAAUUUUUGAGUUUCAGUUUUAUCAUUCAUACUCAAAAAAAGUACCUACUUCACAGUUAAAAAAAAUUAAAAAUAUGGUGGCUGCGUCCCAUACUUUGCAUCUGCAAAACGGAGAAUGUGUACGUUAAAGAAAUCACGGAUACCAAACGUUUAAUGGGUACCAGUAAAAGAACGAUAGUGGAUUAAAAAACUACAAACAAAUUCCAUUUUAUAAAGCUAGUUUAUUUAUUUUGUUUAGUUUGCUUUAUUUAUUUUCGUAAAUAGGCGGGUAAAUAAAUACGGUUAUUUUUAUAUACAUAGGUCCAGAGGCUCACUAAGAGUUGAAGUACAUGUUAGACAGAACAAUGUUUAAGAACCACCCAGUAUCCUAUAUGUUGUAUGUACCUUAAGCUAUACCUCAUGUUGUUAAUGAAAAUAAUAUACUCGCGGUCUGCUCAGGCUACAAAAAAAGGUGAGGCCAAAACGGGAAUGGGGAAACAGUGUUAUCAGACUGCUGAUUAUAAGUAAUUAUAAAACGCAACAAGUUUCAAAACAACAACAACAACUAAAAGUUCAUCACAAAUUCAUAUCCAAAAAUGUCUGCGGCAUAUUUUGCCCAAAUCGGGUAAUUUUUGCAUCAUUGUUGUCUUAAUGCUCGAGUCCACCGUUUUUGUAGUUUGGUGUUUUCUUCAAAUAUGGAAAUAAAUAUCGAUAUACUCGUACCGUUUAAAAAAAUGCAUACUUAAUAGUCGUAAGCAAUUAUUAUUCUCACAAUAUAUGUUUUUCAAGCAAACAAUAAUGUGAAUGCAAAUAAUUUUUCUUUAGUAUUUAUAUAAUAGAAUUAUAGAGCUACAGUAUGUCUUAUUCCUCUGUAUUUUAAUAAUAUAAAUUUGUAUUUGUUCAAAUAUAU